Molecule: messenger RNA, 1404 nt
Organism: Diprion similis
Lineage: Eukaryota; Metazoa; Arthropoda; Insecta; Hymenoptera; Diprionidae
Gene: Vha36-1
Product: V-type proton ATPase subunit D
Exons: 4
Coding region: 98-835 (245 amino acids)
Cellular component (GO): proton-transporting V-type ATPase complex
Molecular function (GO): proton-transporting ATPase activity, rotational mechanism
Source: RefSeq, a predicted model, not a curated record
AGCCGCACUUCCGGUUGCGCAGCCGAGCAAGGAACGGUCCGUUUCCACAUGUCAGCUGAUUUAACUCAUUCCUGUCUGCUCGCUGACCGAAAGAAAUAUGUCUGGAAAGGAUAGGCUACCGAUUUUCCCUUCUAGGGGUGCCCAGAUGUUGAUGAAGUCUCGUCUGGCUGGAGCGCAGAAGGGACAUGGAUUACUCAAGAAGAAAGCUGAUGCCUUACAGAUGAGAUUCAGAAUGAUUUUGGGCAAAAUCAUUGAGACAAAAACUCUGAUGGGUGAGGUCAUGAAAGAAGCAGCAUUUUCAUUAGCAGAGGCUAAAUUUGCGACUGGUGAUUUCAACCAAGUUGUACUUCAGAAUGUGACUAAGGCACAGAUCAAAAUUCGCUCAAAGAAGGACAACGUCGCCGGUGUUAAUCUUCCAGUUUUCGAAUCCUACCAGGAUGGUACAGACACAUAUGAGCUAGCUGGAUUAGCUAGGGGAGGUCAACAGUUGGCCAAAUUGAAAAAGAACUAUCAGAGGGCAGUGAAACUGCUUGUCGAAUUAGCUUCAUUGCAGACGAGUUUCGUCACUCUGGAUGAAGUCAUCAAAAUCACAAAUCGUCGUGUUAAUGCCAUCGAGCAUGUCAUUAUCCCUAGAAUCGAACGCACUCUGGCAUACAUUAUUUCGGAAUUAGACGAGCUGGAAAGAGAAGAGUUUUACAGGCUGAAGAAAAUUCAGGAUAAAAAGAAGAUUGCCAAAGCUAAGACCGAGGCUCAGCGAUUAGCGAAUAUUGAAGCUGGAAAACACGUAGAUGCAGCUAACAUGCUGGAUGAGGGUGACGAAGAUUUACUUUUCUAAAAAGUGUGAAUCAGUUUCUGGGAAAUUGCGAAGUACAUGACGCAGAAUAUGCAGUGUGAAUGAAGAGAUCAUUACGUAUUGUAUAAUCUGCGCGAUGAGCUCCAAAAAAGUUAAAAAUUGAGAUGAAAAUGUUAGAAAAGUUUCAUAAUGAUCAGACAAUACUUGAGAGUCGAGAUGAAGAAAAAUUAAGGAAAAAAAGAAAAAUAUCUCUGUAUUACGACGUUACUAUCGAUCGACACCGAAACUGUUGAUAAUACGUAAAUGUAGGGCAAAAAUAAUUUUUUUUUGUACCGUAUUGAUACUCUUUCUUUUUGUCUUUCAUUUUUACUUCGUUGCUCUUAGCCAACGGCAUUUUGAUAAUGCGUGCAAAAAUGUUUCUAUUCAAGAGUCUCUAAUCAAGGAAGCGAAUAGCUCCCUAGCUUCCUUUUUCACGGACUCUUCAGCACAGUCGACAGCCGCCCAGCCAGUUUGCAAUAAUUUAUAUGUGGUAAAAACUUCAAGAAAAGCAUUAGCAAUGAUGCUAAUACUCUUAGUUUGUGAUGUACUUGAUGGCACACAAGGUUUACGUG